This is a messenger RNA of Peromyscus maniculatus bairdii (prairie deer mouse), 3908 nucleotides long. NCBI's taxonomy places the organism in Eukaryota, Metazoa, Chordata, Mammalia, Rodentia, Cricetidae. The record is from RefSeq and is a predicted model, not a curated record.
UGAGCUGCAGGAGCAGCCGAGCCCGGGGCUGUGCACUGCUCCAGGACGGUCUCCACCUCUUCUGGCAAGUUAGACCUAAGAGUGCGCAGCUCAGCUCUCCAGGAUCCCCAGUCCACAAGCAGCGGCGCAGCCCAGGCGAGGGGCACAGGACCCAGCCCGCCCCAGCCCACGGCUGGCUGAGGGAGACUCCUUUCAGUGCCUCAUCCUCCAGUGAGCCCCGAAGGGAUGCCUGCAGCCAUGCUCCCCUGCGCAUGCGUCCUGGUGCUCUUGAGAGCUAACAUCAUAGAAACAGCUGGUAUUACAGGAGAUGGCCAUCUACACUGGGAACCCGAAUGUCAGCAGCCAGUGCCCAAUGGUAUGCCUAUCACUACUGUCCUGCCCCCACACAUCAGUGGGCCCUGGAUCUCCACUGGCUGUGAGGUACGUCCGGGACCAGAAUUCCUCACCCGCUCCUACACCUUCUAUUCCAACCGUCUCUUCCGAGCCUACCAGUUCUACUACAGGGACCCCUCCUGCCAGGAGCCUGCCCACUCACUGCUCAUCAAGGGCAAAGUCCGUCUGCGCCGGGCCUCCUGGAUCACCCAGGGUGCCACCGAGGCUGACUACCAUCUUCACAAGGUGGGCAUAGUCUUCCACAGCCACCAUGCCCUGCUUGACAUUGCCAGGCGCCUCAACCAGACCCAGACUGGCCAGGACUGUACAGGACGGCUGCCCCUAGACCGGGCCUGGCUGCCAGGGACACUGUAUGAGCUGCUGAGUUCCCAGGUACCAGGUGACUGCCUGGCCGCACUGGGCUUCAGCAUGAAUGAACUCAGUCUGCUGCGCCUGCAGCAUCACAUGCAACAACAGCCUGGGGCAGCACCCCAUCUAGUCAAGGAGCUGUUCCUUGGGGAUGUCCACACCGACUGGACAGAGAGGCAGCACUACCGUCCCACUGGCUACCAGCGCCCCCUGCAAAGUGUUCUGCACCACACUUGGCCCUGCCUGGCCUGCAGCCUCAUUGCCUGCUCUGAUGAGCACCAUCCACCUGUGCUGCCCCCCGGGCCAUCCCUGCCACUGCACCUGGGUGGCCACUGGGUCAGCAUGGGCUGCGAGGCCAGGCCUGCUGUGCUGUUCCUCACCCGGCUCUUCACCUUCGAUGACCACAGACGCUCCUGGGAAGGACACUACCACCAUUUCUCGGAUCCCGCUUGCCGCCAGCCCACCUUCACCGUGUCUGCCGCCGGCCACUACUCCAGAGGCGCCCCAUCCCCACGGGUUCACGGUGGAACUGAGCUGACGUUUGAGGUUACACGGGCCCACGUGACCCCCAUGGACCAGGUUACUACAGCCAUACUCAACUUCUCCAAGCCAAGCAGCUGUGGAGGCGCAGGGGUCUGGUCAGUAGGCACUGAGAGGGACGUCACAGCCACCAACGGGUGCCUACCACUGGGCAUCAGGCUCCCACAUAUAGAGUAUGAGCUGUUCAAAAUGGAACAAGAUCCCCGUGGGCAGAGCCUGCUCUUCAUUGGGCAGAGGCCCACAGAUGGGUCCAGUCCAGACACUCCUGAGAAACGCCCCACCUCCUUCCAGGCACCCCUGGUGCUCUGCAAGAGGCAGGCCCAAGGGGUCUCUAGUCCCUCACUGCACAGGCCUCCAAUGCAGAAUCCCCCCAUUGGGUGGGCACCGUAUCUUCCUGCCAUCCCUCUCCCCAUACUCCUCCUCGUUCAAGGACUGGCCCCCUUUGAAUGGCUAUGACAUCAGUCUUUGACUUCCAGGUGGCCCCUUGGACACUGUGUGGCCCUGCAGAUGCCUACCUGGCUCUGUGCUGUCUUCCCAUCAUGGGAAGAAAACAGCCCUUCUCUACUGCUCUGUCUUGGAUGGACGUCGGCCCUGCUGCCUUUGGUUCAGCCUGUAUCCCACAGGGCUCAACAGCACUCACUGCAAGGCCAGGGGUCCCAGACCACAGGCCUGGAUGAUGUGGCCGCAAAAUGUGUUGUUUCUAAAAUGCUCCUGCUGGUUUUAAUCAUUGUGGUUGGUGUUGAUAUACUCGCUCUUCCUUGCCUGGGGUGUUGAGACAGAGAGGACAUCCUAUGAUGGUGCCCAAGGAUGCUUCCUGCCGCCUGGCCAGGUUCUGGGUUGUGGUGUAGAGAUCAUUAAUUUGAAUUUAGCAAUACAAACUCAGCCAGGGCAUGAAUUAAAGAUGCCGCUUGGGGCUUUCAGUACUUCUCAGCUCUCUGGCAGAGGGCUUGUCUCUCUGGGGGCAGUCGGCUUUCUUGAGUUCUGCCUGUUGGCAUCUUUGGGCAUCUGCUUGUGCUUCUGUAAGUCAGACCUCAAGCUGGCAACACAGCACAUGGAUAAAUCCGGUCCUCCAGGGCCACAGAGCACGGAAAGAGGGCUCGAUCUGAGCUGAGACCUUGGCCUUUCCCCUCAGGCUGUGGCCUCUAAGUCUCCCACACCCACGCAGAGUGCCCGCAAGCUCAGGGCUAGCCAAGCGGGGCGCAGUCCACGGAGGAAAGUGCAUUUCUGCCUUUGGAAACUAAUUAAUACUAAUGAUAGCUACAGCACGAUGUGCUCUGUAAUUAGCCCCGGAUAUUCUUCCAGAAUCCGCUGCUGUCAACAGACCAGGAUGGGGAGGCCAGGGCCAGCAGGCUACAUAGCAACAUCUGGAGGCAGGACCCAGCAAGCCUGGCCUCCCCAAGUCCCCACACUGUGACGCUAAUAUGUCGAGUUCUCAUCUGCUCAGGGGGGCUGUCAUCACGGUAGGGACCCUGCUCCUAGGCCCAGGGCUUCAUCUGCACACUGAGAGAUUAACUGGUAUCCUGAUGAGCUCAAGGGUUUUCAGGACUGUGAGCAACUUGUUCCAAGCCCCUUCCUCCCCCUCCCACAGUGCCUCUUAUCACAGAUCUUGAACAAUCCUAUAUGAAGCUAAUGAUGCAUACAGAGGAAAGCCCUUGGCCUCCCUGAGACUGUGUGGGGUUCAAUCAGUCCGAGGAGAUUGCUCUAACUUAUUAUCUAUUCUUCUCAAAAAAAAAAAAAAGGACCAAGUUAAUAUUCUCUGUGGGUCUCAGACAGCUACCAGUGUUCCUGGCAUAUUUACCAAAGUACAAGAAAUAAUUAGAUUAUUUACAGUCUCGGACUACAUGGCAGUGGGGAGGGAGGUUAACAUGUAGGGAUGACAGUGGGUGUCGAGAACACAGCCAUGGCUGAGCAAGCCUUCUAUCUGAGGCUUGAAGCAACCAUACCGAUGUUCAUCAUCAAAUUUAAAUCUUUUAAUAAAGUUAAACAGCCUGAAAAAUGUUCUCAUUGGUUAUUAAAGUCAACCAACGGGAUUAUAAUUCCGAAGAAAAGACACAUGUGAGGAGAAUAAAGCAGAGCGGUAAACCCAGCCCGUUGCAGAUGCCAAGUGCCCUGCCCCUCAUCCCUCCACUGUGCCCACUGCUCAGAGCGACCCAGCUCUGGCUUAUGGUUGUCUGCAGAGUUCAGCUGGAGCUCCCCACACCCUGGAUGCGCCUGCCUUUCUGGCUUUUGAUCACACCAAGCAGGCUUGCCUGGGGACCUUUGCCACAUGUCCUCCUCCCUCAGGCCAGGAAAGAGCCAAUUCCUUCCUUGAAAAAUGAAAUUUAAGUCUCAGGCUGACUAUCACCUUCUCAGGAAGGCUCACCAUUGGUACGGCCCCAAGGGAUCAUCUCCCUUUCUUCUGUCCACCAUGGUCGCCUGCUGACCAGGGUUUGAAAGGCUUUCAUUUAUUCACGUUUGUCCUCUGGCUCCUCUCAAGAAUGUAAGCUCCCUGGGAAAGGACAGGGCCCGUCUCUGCAUCUUCCCCAUGGGGUCCAAAGUGCCUGGCGCCUGAUGGAAAGGGCCUCAGCACACAGAUGACUCUCAAGAAACUGGUGAAGGCCACAGGCCACUGUGGCAUCCCUGGGUGG